UCUCGUGCAAAGCGCAACGUAUAGCGGAUACGUUAUAUAGUAUCCGUAUCGGUUCAAAUCGGGACGGCUUUGUCUUUGUCUGCGUGUGUGUGUGCCUGAGUGUGGGUGUAACCCCAAAGAUCGAGUGUGCAAAUAAAGCGACGAAAACGAGUUUCGCUAAAGAGCAGAGUUUUGCAAAGCGGCCAUAUUCCAUAUCGAAUAACCGACCAAUAAAGUGUUACUUGGCUGAAUCCAACUAGCUCCGUUGCAGCGACGUGGUGGCCUAUAUUCAAAAUAGAUCAGAGAUCGACGGCAGCUGCAUCAAAAGGCUGGAGGAGAUGAGGCGGCAAUGAGGAGAUCGCCAUGUGAGAAGAGCAAAACUAGUUUCCCAUUUGCGCGCUUAUGCUAAGUAAUAAUAAUAAAUAAGCGCAGUCGUUGUUCGCCGUUGAGAAGUGACCUAAAAAUACUGGUUUCGAGUGCGGUUUGGCGUGAGAACGUGCAGCAAAGCUACCACCAAUGGCCACAACCGCCGGAUCCGCAGCCGUGGUGGUGAAGCGCCCCGGACCACCGGUUCCACCCAGGCCCAAAGCGGCCCAGUCCGCCAAUGGAGCACCACCGAUCAUCCAGAAGAAGCCCACCUUUGUGAGCCAACUGAGUGCCGUGGGCCGCACCCUGGUCUACAAAUCUCCGACAGUUAAUCUGCCCAAGAAGCAGGCCCAAACCCAGACCCCCACAACGGCGGUACCAGCUCCUCCGGUCAAACCGCUGAAGCUACGUAAAGCUCCCGAUGUGCCAACGGCCAAGCCCAGGGAGGCCAUAACUUCGGUGGUCACUGUGAAUCGUCAUAACUCGAUAAGCGUGAUUGGGGGUUCCCCGCAAACCACGCCCCGCAAGGACACCCGCUUGAGCCUGGGAAAGGUGGACUUCGAGCGGGCUGGUCUUCAGCCCACCAGCCAGCCUCUACCCAGACCCCGGAAAAUUGUCCAACUUCCCGUUGCCACUCUGGAUGUGGAGGAUAUACCAGUAGCCACUACCCACCCAUCCACUGGGUUAUUCAGAAGAUCCAAAACUACACUGGAUGGCUGCCAAAAGGAGUCGACCCCCUCCCCUCACAACGGAGGAUUCCUGGCUGGCCGAACUGUGGAGAUCAAGAACAACUUGAAGAACGCCGCAGAGCGUUUGUUUUCGGAGAUAAUCAUCAAUCAGAGCCAGAAACAGGCUGCCACCGAUACCACCAUUAUAACCAAACACGAGGCCCUGAAACAGGAGGCGGAUGUCCUUUCCAUUCAGUCUACGGGAAACUGCAUGAGGAUCAAUGUGAAUGGUGGCCAGACCACCAGCACCAUGAAGAGUUCUAUUAGCGUGGGCAAUACUCCGCAGAAGAAGCAGGCCUUCCACGAGAUGCUCAUCUCGGAGCUGGCUGCCAUGCGGAACAAGUCCUGUUCCCUGGAGCAGCUGCCCACCAAGUCCCUUUCGCCCCCGACCACAUCCACACCCAAGAGUGUCAUAUCGCGCAGGCGAUACAACUCCAUCGAUGAUGCCGAGGAUGCCGAGGACGUGGAUGCGGACAACGUCGAGGAUGCGGAUGGAGAUGUCGAUGAGGAGGAUACGCUGACCUAUGCGGUUAACAAAUCGCUGAAGGAAAACAUGGGCAAAGAGGGAGUGUCUUCAAGGAAGCGUUGUCCUUCUGGAUGCUCCACAGAUUCGUCGCCCUAUGGCACCGAGAGAUCCCAGCGCAUCCGCACCUCGGAUUGGAUCGAGGUGGGCGACAAUGGCACGGCGGUGACCUUAACCAGCUGCCACAUCAGCCUCGAAGAUUCGGGCAUGGAGGACGAGGAGCGGCUGGACGACAUGUCCUCGGGAGUGGGCGAUAGUUGGGACAGCGUGAAGGAAGCGGAGACCGAGAAACGUUCUCGCAACGGAAAACGUGGAAAUUCUGUUUGCGAGCUGCCACCGCUGCCAAAAUCUCUGAUUGGCUUCAACAAACUAUUGUGUUCCGAUUCGGGACUUCUCAGUGAUGUGGAGGGAAACAACAACAGCAGCGAGAUCAGCCAAAAACCAAACAACUCUUUUGCAUUGGAGAUCCAGGAUGACAAUGAGAAUGGCAACGAUAAGUCACUGCCCUCCUCGCCGAUCGGAAACACAGCAAUACCACCAAUGACUGCGAAAUCCGAGGCGAAGUCCCCCAGUUUAUCCGCCAAAGGAAACCCCCAAGCAGUCGAAGCAGGCAGCACUCUGGAUGCACAAAUUGCGACGCUGCGGAAGGAAAUGAACGGCCUGCGUCAGCUAGAUCUCUCGUUGUUGUCACAACUGUGGGUGCUUAACGAAUCGAUCCAAGAGUUCCGUGCCUUGAUCGAGGACCAGGAGAACGAGGAUGAGGACGACGAGGUGGACAAUGGCAACGAGGUGGACGAGGAGGGCAACAGCCGGAUAUCCUCGUCCGUCGAAUCGGUGCGAUUCGAGGGCGGUGCGGAUGCCAGGGCGAAGCAUCUGGGAACCAUACCAAAGGUCAUAACGACGCAGCCGAAGGUGCUGAGGGAUGAGCUGGCCAGCAGCAAGGACCAGAAGCCGGUGCCAAGGAUGCGGAGUGCCCCACCCCCGCCGCCACCCGCCGUCCUGCAGUCCUCCAUGGAGCGAAAGCCGCCGGCACCUUCACGGCCCACAUGAUGUUACCUCUCGGACUUCCUCGCCGGAGUCAGGAUGGUCAUGUGCAAGGCGAUCGUGAGCGAUGUGCCCGCCUCCUCCACGUCCUCGUCCUUUGGGGGCGGGGUGGCCCCCUGGCCAGACCUGGGCGUGGCCAGUUUGUCGGACCAGAAGAGCUGCUUGGGCGCCAAUCGGAGUGGCCUACUCCAAGCUUAGUUUUAGUUGAUACAUACCGAUAAAUAAGGUGUACGAGCGAUUUACGAGCGAACUGAUCUAAAUUUUUGGGUGAACUAGCAGUUCUCUAAGUGCCCUGAAAAAAUCCUGAUACGAAGCCUAAAUUAUCUGCUGCUUACCUCAAUAUAGGAAGACCCAACAUAAUGUAAUUGGUAGAAUUCGUAAGACCAACCUCUAUGGUUAGGAGUCCUUUGUGAUCUUCAGUUGUAAGUUUAUUGUACAUUUUUCUCUUGUGGUUUGGGCUUGAUUGGUUCACCGAUAACUUUUGUUUUUGUUUAAUAGCCUUACUAGUUAAGCGAUGCUGUCAAAUUAUGUCCUGGAUCGUUCUUGAUCCUGUGUUUAUGUUACACCAUGCAUUUGACCAGUAACAUUUGUAUAUAGAAAUUUUCCUGGCUAGCUGCUGAACAUUUUAUAAACCUAACGAAAAGUAUAAAGAAUAAAAAACUUGAAAGAAG
Molecule: messenger RNA, 3311 nt
Organism: Drosophila rhopaloa
Lineage: Eukaryota; Metazoa; Arthropoda; Insecta; Diptera; Drosophilidae
Exons: 4
Coding region: 496-2646 (716 amino acids)
Source: RefSeq, a predicted model, not a curated record